AUAAGGACUUAUCAUGGCCUGCUUUUUCUCCAAUAGGAGUUGCUUUCUGCUAACAUUGAAUCAUGCAUAAGUUAGCUGCUGCUGCUGCAGAAAUUAUCAGAGUUUGAUUGAUCAUCGAUCAUGGCCUACUACAGCUCCACCUAUUUCGAGGAUGAUGAUCAUGCUGAUCACUACUAUCCAAACCCAUAUUCCAGUAGCUAUGAUUCAUCUCCAUCUCUUGCCUUAAUGCCAUAUUCUAGCUAUGAAUCCAACAAAAACAACCAAUUCUUUGAGUACAAUGCAGAGCCUGCUUCUUACAGUCCUCAAAGUUAUUCAUCAAUGGCGUACUACUCUUCCUUCCCAAUGGAGCCAAGGUUUCUGCAGUACACCCAGAAUCCUUCUCAGACCCAAUUUGUGAUAUCUUACUCUACUGUGGAUUUCGAUGAUUCUGAAUUUGAAGAAUACGAUCCAACCCCUUAUGGCGGUGGGUAUGAUCUUGCUCAAACCUAUGGCAAGCCGCUUCCACCUUCGGAUGAGAUCUGUUAUCCUCGCGAUCGUUCUACGGCGCCGGCGGAUCAAAUUGCUGUUGGGUCUCCGUCUCUCGCAUUGCCCAGUGAUCAGAAAGAGGAAACUGAUGAUGGGGAAGCACCAAAACCCGGCGCCAAUGGAGGUCAUGAAGAAGAGAAGCAGGUGUACGGUGUUCUUGGUGAAGGAAGCCAGGAAAAUCAUGGUGGUGAUGAUUAUGACAAGUUGGUGCCCCAAUAUACUCCAAGUGGGUAUGGGUUGGAAGCCAUGGAUCUUUGUGAAAGCUUGUUUGGUUAUUGGCCUUGCUUGGCUCGAGAGAAAAGGAGAUGCAGUGAUUGUGGUCAAGAACAAUGUGCAGAUGAAGGAGGCAGCAGUGCUGCAGAUUAUCUCUUUGGAAGUUCAUAUCCGUAUGGGGAAAGAAGGGGUGUUGGAGGAGGCUAUGGAGAUCCGAAUUAUGGCUACCAAAUGCAAUAUUAUCAGUAGCACCCUCUUUACAGGCAGGUUGAUUAUGAUUUAUGAAUAAUGAAGAUUUGCUAAUUUAAUUUAAGAAACAUUUGGGGGUCAUUUGUAUUUCUUUUUUCUUUCCAAAUAAUUCUGAAAUUCUAAAUUGUAACUCAUAAGUAUGUUCAUGGUACACUUUUUUUUUCUUUUUUC
Molecule: messenger RNA, 1158 nt
Organism: Corylus avellana
Lineage: Eukaryota; Viridiplantae; Streptophyta; Magnoliopsida; Fagales; Betulaceae
Biological process (GO): protein phosphorylation
Molecular function (GO): phosphatidic acid binding; protein serine/threonine kinase activity
Source: RefSeq, a predicted model, not a curated record